Molecule: messenger RNA, 2198 nt
Organism: Passer domesticus (house sparrow)
Lineage: Eukaryota; Metazoa; Chordata; Aves; Passeriformes; Passeridae
Gene: SMPD1
Product: sphingomyelin phosphodiesterase 1
Exons: 6
Coding region: 175-2085 (636 amino acids)
Biological process (GO): ceramide biosynthetic process; sphingomyelin catabolic process
Cellular component (GO): lysosome
Molecular function (GO): acid sphingomyelin phosphodiesterase activity
Source: RefSeq, a predicted model, not a curated record
AGACUCCAUCUCCCAUCGUGCCCCGCGCGCCUCACGCAGCCCGGCACCCUCAUUUGCAUACGGCUCCCCGCCCCGGUGGCCACGCCCCCGCCCCGCUCGGCCUGGCGCCGGGGGCGGGCCCUGUCCCGACCUUGCCCUUCCCCUUUGCGUCCUUGCCCCGCCCCUCGUCCAUAAAUGGCAGCGCACGGCCCCGCCCCCGAGCCGGCCCCGCCCCUCUCGGCCAUGGCGGCCGGGGCUCGGGCCCCGCUGUGGCGGCCGCCGCUGGCCCCGCGGUCCCCGCUGCCAUCCCUGCCGGCCCUGCCCGCCCUGCCCGCCCUGCCCGCCCUGCCGCUGGCCCUGGCCGCGCUGGCGCUGCUGGCGCUGCCGGUGGCCGCGGGCUCGCCCGGCCCCGAGCAGCAGCUGGCGGCGGCGGCGCCGCGCUGGGGCUGGCGGAACGUGUCGUGCCCGGCCUGCCGGGUGCUCUUCGGGGCGCUGGACCUGGCGCUGCAGCUGGAGCCGAACGUGGCCCGCGUGGGGCGCGUGGCGUCGCGGCUGUGCCAGGAGCUGCGGCUGGCGCGGCCGCCCGUGUGCCGCCAGGCCGUGCAGCUCUUCCAGGGCGACGUGGUGGCCGCCUGGGCUCGCUCCGUGCUGCGCCCGCCCGAGGCCUGCGGGCUGCUGCUGGGCCCCCGCUGCGGCCACUGGGACAUCCUGGGCGCCUGGAACGUGUCCCUGCCCGCCGCGCCCAAGCCGCCGGUGCGGCCCCCCGCGCCGCCGCCGCCCGGAGCGCCCACCGCCCGCAUCCUGUUCCUCACGGACCUGCACUGGGACCGGCAGUACGCGCCGGGCAGCGCCGCCGCCUGCCCCGACCCGCUGUGCUGCCGCGGGGCGCCCGCCGAGGGCCCGGGGCCGGCGGGCUUCUGGGGCAGCUACAGCAAGUGCGACCUGCCCCUGCACACCAUCGACGCGCUGCUGGCCCAGCUGCCCACCGGGAACGGCACCGGGAACGGCACCGGCGGCUUCGCGGCCGCGUACUGGACCGGGGACAUCCCCGCGCACGACGUGUGGCAGCAGAGCCGCGGGGACCAGCUGCGCGCCCUGCGCACGGUGACCGCCCUGCUGCGCGCCCGCCUCGGCGGCCUGCGCGUCUUCCCCGCCGUGGGCAACCACGAGGCCACGCCGGUGAACGCCUUCCCGCCGCCCUACGUGCGCGGCAACCGCUCGGCCGCCUGGCUGUACGACGCCAUGGCCGAGGCCUGGCAGCACUGGCUGCCCCCCGCCGCCCUGCGCACCCUGCGGGCUGGCGGGUUCUACACGGCACAGGUCUGGCCUGGGCUGCGCCUCGUCUCCCUCAACAUGAACUUCUGCUCCCAGGCCAAUUUCUGGCUCCUCAUCAAUGCCACUGACCCGGCAGGGCAGCUCCAGUGGCUCAUAGGGGUCCUGGCAGAUGCUGAGCGUGAUGGGGAGAAGGUGCACAUCAUCGGGCACAUCCCCCCAGCCCACUGUCUGCGCAGCUGGAGCUGGAACUACUACCGCAUCGUCAGCAGGUUCGAGGGCACCAUCGCGGCGCAGUUCUUCGGGCACACACACCUGGACGAGUUCGAGCUGUUCUACGAUGAGGAGACGCUGUCCCGUCCCGUCUCCAUCGCCUUCAUCGCACCGAGCGUCACCACCUACAUCAGCCUCAACCCCGGGUACCGCGUCUACGAGGUGGCCGCCUCCUACCCCGGCAGCUCCCACGCGGUCCUGGACCACGAGACCUUCAUCCUCAACCUGACGGAGGCCAACGCGGCGCCGCCGGGCACCGCGCCGCGCUGGCGGCGGCUCUACGGCGCACGCCAGGCCUACGGGCUGCCCGCGGCCUUCCCGGCCGACUGGGACCGGCUGGUGCGGCACAUGCAGGACGACGAGCCGCUCUUCCAGCUCUUCUGGUUCCACCUGCACAAGGGGCACCCGCCCCGCGAGCCCUGCGGCAGCCCCUGCAAGGCUGCCCUGCUCUGCGCCCUGCGCUCCGGCCGCGCCGCCGACCCCGCGCUCUGCCGGCCCCUGCGCCCCGCGCUGCCCUUCCCGCGCGUCCAGGAGCUCUGGCACCAGCGGCGCCUCUGCUGAGCCAGGGGCCAGCAGCGGCAGGGGCUGGGACGUGGUCACUCCGGGAGCCUUUGGGAUGUGGUGACACCAGGAGCUCCCGGGACAUGGUGACACCCUGAGCUCCGGGGAUGUGG